Messenger RNA from Rosa rugosa (rugosa rose), 1902 nucleotides. RefSeq lists its product as uncharacterized. Gene Ontology annotation, molecular function: zinc ion binding; nucleic acid binding. Bases 1 to 1902 code for a protein of 633 amino acids. The record is from RefSeq and is a predicted model, not a curated record. The transcript has a single exon. Lineage: Eukaryota; Viridiplantae; Streptophyta; Magnoliopsida; Rosales; Rosaceae.
AUGGAAGGUAUAAGUGAUUGUGCAGCUGGGUCAACAAGUCACCCUCCGUUUCUUGAUGACAAAACCAACUAUGCAUCAUGGAAGGCUAAGAUGAAAGCUUUUUUGUGGGCAAAAGAUGUAGCUGUAUGGGCUGUUAUUGAAAGUGGUUGGGAGUAUCCAACUAAGACUGAAAAAGUUGACACAAAAGAGAUUGGAGAGGGCAGUUCUACUGUUGAAGCCAAAGUUAAGAAGCCGAUGAGUGAAUGGACUAUAGAUGAGAACACCAAGAGUACAAAUAAUCAGAAAGCAUUAAACUCUAUCUUCACAGCGGUAUCCUCUGAUAAAUUUCAGCUUAUUUCUCAUUGUUACUCUGCAAAGCAAGCAUGGGAUAUUCUCCAAGUUACUCAUGAAGGCACUACAGCUGUUCGAGAAUCCAAGCUUCAGCAACUUAUCCAGCAAUUUGAAAAUAUGAAGAUGGGUGAUGAUGACAAGUUUGCUGAUUUCUAUGCUAGGCUCAGUGUUGUUGUGAAUGGUUGUUUCAACUUAGGAGAUCCCAUACCUCAGCACAGAAUAGUCAAGAAAAUACUCAGGUCUCUUCCUAUGAAAUAUCAUUCCAAGAAGAUAGCUAUUCAAGAGUCGAAGGACCUGAAUACCUAUAAUCUGCAAGAAUUGAUAGGAAACUUAACCACAUAUGAGAUGGAACUCCCUGAUGAAAUGAAGAGCAAAAGCAUAGCUCUUAAAGUGAAGAAAGACAUUGAAGAUGAGUCAACAGAUGAAGAGGAUGCUGAUGAAGAUGAAAUUGAUCUUGUCACAAGAAAAUUCAGAAAAUUUCUCAAGGAUAGGAAAUUCAAAAGAAGUGAAUCAAGGUUUGACUCAAGCUCCAAGAAUACAAGAAUAAAAGAAAAGCCGGGUAAUAAGGUUUUAAGGUUUGAAAGAGCACAUGAAAAAAGAAACAACAAUGCUCCAAAGUGUUUUGCAUGUGAAGGUUUUGGUCACAUUGCAUCAGAUUGUGCAAAUACCUUGAAGAAGUCCAAGAAUAAAAGAAAUAAAGCAAUGAAUGUUACUUGGAGUGACAGUGAAGACGACUCUAUGCUUGAAAGUAAUUAUGAAGUGGUGGCCUUGGUAGGAUUAACGACUACUGGUGAUGAGUCUGAAGUUGAAGAAUUUGAUCUUGAGGAAGUAAUGCAACAAUAUAUCAUGUUGUCUGAGGCUUCAAAAGAAUUGAAGAAAAGAAAUUUAGAAUUGAGCAAUGAAGUUGAGAACUUGAAGACUAAUAUUAGUAGGACUGAAGCUGGAUUUCAAUCCCAAUUGGAGGCAGGUGAUGCAGUGAGAAAGUCUCUUGUGGAGGACUUUCAAUCCCUUCAACAAAAGUACCAAGAGAGAUGUGAAAAAGUUGAGGAACUUAAAACUGAAAAGGCUUGUCUGUUAUAUGAGCUCGAGAAAAUGAAAGCUAAGGCUGGAUGUGAUUCUUCAAGUGGUGAAAAGUUGGAAAGUAUUCUAAUGAUUGGUAAAAAAUUUGGAGAUAAACAUGGCCUGGGAUAUGAUGUUGAAAGUUCAUCCAAAGGAGAGCAUGUCACCAAGUUUGUAAAAAGCUCUGAUCAUUCCUCAUCACAAUCUACUUUCCCUGUGCUUGAAGAAGCUAGACCGAUGUUGAAGAAUUUUGUGCUUGUGUGUUAUCAUUGUGGAAAGCGAGGACAUAUAAGACCGAGGUGCAAUCAACUAAGAAGAAAUUCUUGGAAUGACAAGAAGCCACUCAUGAACAAAAAGAAAGAAUAUCUUCAAGAAAAGCUUGAAUUUCUUUUGAAAGAAGUAAACAAGAUAGCAAGAUUUGUUUCAGUUCCAUUCUCACCUAUGCCCAAGAUGAAGCAAGUGUGGAUACGAAAAGAGCCUCAUCUUUCUAAGCUUCCACAUAUAGGUAAGUGA